AUGGAGGUGUGUCGCGAUCGUUACGGUUGGUUUAAUGUGACAUUUUUUCGACUAUGGGCUUGCUCCCAGUGUUACAGCUACCUGUUUCCUGAUAUGGAUAACAAACUCAUGAUUCCGUCCAGGCGAGCCAUUGAGAUGAUGGGGAUAGAAGGAACUUUGAUUCCAUCCGAGACGAUUAUAUAUCCUGACCUUUUUGAUGGAGCUGCCGUCAGGGAUAAGAGACUUUGUGCAUUUUUGGGGCAAGAAAAAUGUCAGCGCUUAAAUUCUUGUUGUGCUGCAGCCAUAAA
Molecule: messenger RNA, 287 nt
Organism: Candidula unifasciata
Lineage: Eukaryota; Metazoa; Mollusca; Gastropoda; Stylommatophora; Geomitridae
Source: the annotation of a GenBank genome assembly